Messenger RNA from Ilyonectria robusta, 1704 nucleotides. Its product is annotated as major facilitator superfamily domain-containing protein. Gene Ontology annotation, biological process: intracellular polyamine homeostasis; transmembrane transport. The transcript has 3 exons. Lineage: Eukaryota; Fungi; Ascomycota; Sordariomycetes; Hypocreales; Nectriaceae. Bases 1 to 1704 code for a protein of 567 amino acids. Gene Ontology annotation, molecular function: polyamine transmembrane transporter activity. The record is from RefSeq and is a predicted model, not a curated record.
AUGAAAUCCGGGAAUGAUGACGAAAAGAUCGACCUAGAGCGAAAUGGCCGCGGCCUUGAAGAGGAGCGGCCGCAUACUGCCGACUCUGACUCGACAAAGUCGACUCACAGUCAAGCCGAGUCACUCCAUGAAAUCCAGCCCGUCGUCACCCUAGGCGAGCCCCUGGGAAAUAUAGAAACAAAGUCAGUUCAUCGAUCACGAACCCAGUCUAGGGCCUCAUCUACUCGCUCGCGAGCCUUAACCAUUAUUCCCCGCUCAAAGCGUCGGGGCCUGCUGGGAAGUCUCACUCUCGUCCCGGAAGUAUCAAAUCCAUACGACUACAAGAGGUCAACAAAAUGGGGCCUCGUCUGUAUCAUCGCCUUGGCCACGGCCGCUGCUCCCCUUGGCUCCACCGUCGUUUAUCCCGCCCUCCCCGUCCUAGCCAAGGAGUUCCAUGCUUCUGAGACUAUCACCAACUUGUCUGUAGCUUUGUACAUGAUCUCCAUGGCCAUCUUUCCUCUCUGGUGGUCUUCCUUCUCAGAAGAGUUUGGCCGCCGCUCCAUCUACCUCAUCUCGUUCACUCUCUUCGUCAUCUUUUCCAUUCUCUCGGCCAUCAGCACCAACAUCACAAUGCUCAUCAUAUUCCGAAUGUGCGCGGGUGGCGCCUCUGCGAGUGCUCAUUCCACAGGCGCCGGCUCCGUGGCUGACCUGUUUGAAGUCUUCGAACGAGGUCGAGCGAUGAGCAUCUUUUAUCUCGGCCCUCUGCUGGGCCCCUUGAUUGCCCCGAUCAUCGGUGGUGUGGUCACGCAGGAACUCGGCUGGCAGGCGACCAUGUGGUUCCUCGCCAUCUACGGCUUGAUUGUCCUCUUGAUGAUCCUCUUUUUCCUUCCAGAAACCCUGGCUCGUCGCAAGCCUGAGGAGCCCUCUUCAACCGCUCAAACUCAAGAAUUACAGCAGAUGCGCACUAUGGAUUCCGCAAAAGAAAAAACUAAGCGUUAUACCAAGUCUCUCCGGAGAUAUCUCAUCGACCCCCUUGGUGUUAUCCUCUACCUGCGCUACCCACCCGUGCUCAUCACCGUCAUGAUCGCCGCCAUUGCCUUUGGUUCGUUAUAUAUUGCCAACAUCGCCAUCCAGCAAAAGUUUUCGAAGUCGCCAUACAAUUAUAGGGAGAUCAUUAUUGGUUUGUUAUAUAUCCCUUCCGGGCUGGGAUACUUUAUGGCCUCGCUUUUCGGCGGCAAGUGGAUUGACAAUAUCAUGGCGCGAGAGGCCCGCAAGGCGAACCGCUAUGAUGAAAAUGGGAGGCUCAUAUACUUCCCCGAGGACCGCCUUCGAGAAAAUGCUUGGAUUGCUGUGACAGUUUAUCCCCUAGCAUUGCUCAUGUUUGGGUGGUCUCUCAAGUACGGGGUCCAUUUCAUGGUGCCCGCUAUUGCUCUUUUCUUCUUCGGACUUGGCUCGAUGCUCAUCUUUUCCGCCGCAACGACUAUGCUUACCGAGUUCAUCCGCAAACGCAGCUCCGCCGGUGUCGCCAUCAACAACUUUGUGCGUAACAUCCUGAGCUGUAUCGGCGCAGUUGUGGCCGCCCCAUGGAUCAACGCCAUUGACGUGGGCUGGGUUUUUACCUCUAUAUGCAUAUUCUGCAUGUUGUCGAGUUACUUGGGGAUCUGGAUUUUACGCAAGAAUUCCACGAAGUGGAGAGUGGGGAUGGAUGAAGCUUUGAACGGUUAA